This is a messenger RNA of Andrographis paniculata, 1126 nucleotides long. Its product is annotated as thylakoid lumenal 17.4 kDa protein, chloroplastic. The coding region runs from base 123 to 851 and encodes 242 amino acids. The record is from RefSeq and is a predicted model, not a curated record. The transcript has 4 exons. NCBI's taxonomy places the organism in Eukaryota, Viridiplantae, Streptophyta, Magnoliopsida, Lamiales, Acanthaceae.
UGCCACGUGAGGGGGGAGAGAGAGAUGGAUAAGCAAAAGCAACCACUGGUCACACUCCUGCAACUCCAACGGCAAGGAGGGCGAUUGGCUCUGAAGAAGAAGAGCUGUGCUCCAGAAACAAAAUGGCGACCCUUUCCGUCCCUCUCCAACACUGGACUUCCUCUCCCGCCGCUUUUACACCCAGGCUCAACCAUUCUGCUGCAUCCACUCUUAGUCACUAUCACUUUGGCUUAAUCAGAUGCUCUUGUGGUGUGAACCAUGGUCCCAAAUCUGCUCAAAGUUUGCCCAAUGUCUUCUUCAAGGAACUCGGGAGUGUAGCCUGUGGAAUUCUUGCUGUUUGGGCCGUCACUGCUGUUUCCCCUGUGAUUGCUGCAAACCAGAGGCUGCCACCAUUGUCAAAAGAUCCUAAUAGAUGCGAGCGUGCCUUUGUUGGCAACACCAUUGGGCAAGCAAACGGGGUGUAUGACGUACCGCUUGAUCUCCGACUUUGCGAUUACACCAAUGACAAAUCUAAUCUUAAGGGGAAGUCUUUGGCCGCAGCCCUCAUGUCGGAUGCUAAGUUUGAUGGCGCAGACAUGUCUGAAGUGGUGAUGUCCAAGGCAUAUGCAGUUGGAGCCAGUUUUAAGGGUACGGACUUCAGUAAUGCAGUUUUGGACCGUGUGAAUUUUGGGAAUGCCAAUAUGCAGGGAGCCGUGUUUAAGAAUACGGUGCUGUCGGGAUCCACCUUCAGUGGCGCUCAACUUCAAGAUGUUAACUUCGAAGACACCAUCAUAGGCUAUAUUGAUCUGCAGAAGCUGUGUGUGAACGACACUAUUAACGAAGAAGGAAGAGCUAACUUGGGGUGCCGGUAGUAGUGGGGAGGGAGCUCUCCCAUGCCAUGCCAUGCCAGCAAGUGGCAAUCAACUUGUGUGUUUCAGUUUCAAGCUUGGGGUCAUGGGGAUCCCAGUUCCUUGGCUGUGUGAAGUCAGUCAGUCAGUCAGUGCUACUUCAGUUUGUUGUUAAUUUAAACCUUGUACUCUGUUCUAUUGUGGGGGAAGAGCUCUGCGAUGAUUUCACUGAGCUCAGUCAAGUCAAUGCCACACAAGUAUGCGUUCUGAUCCAAUUAUUGCGAUUACUUUCAUAUACA